This is a messenger RNA of Candoia aspera, 2455 nucleotides long. It is a transcript of the gene RNF214, whose product is annotated as ring finger protein 214. NCBI's taxonomy places the organism in Eukaryota, Metazoa, Chordata, Lepidosauria, Squamata, Candoiidae. The record is from RefSeq and is a predicted model, not a curated record. Gene Ontology annotation, molecular function: ubiquitin-protein transferase activity. The coding region runs from base 149 to 2254 and encodes 701 amino acids. The transcript is spliced from 15 exons.
GGUCGCCGCAGGUUGGGCCGGGCGCGGGCGAGGGUCCCGCGGCCGGGAGGGGCGAGGGCGAGCCCGGGGCCCGGAAGCGGCUCCCCGCCUCCCGCGUCGGGGACCCCUCGAGGUGCGCGGCGCUCCCUGCUCGCCCCGGUAGCGGGCGAUGGCGUCGGAGGAGGCGGCCAUGGCCGAGGCGAAGGCCCCCGCCCCGGCGGAUGCGGGCCCCACCCGCGCACGCCCCGGCGCGCCCCCCAGGGUCGGAGACCUUCCUGCACGCAGCUGCCUCACGCUGGAUCCUGCCAAGCUGAGGGAGCAUCUGGAAGAUGAAGUUGAAAGGGGUUCCGGAGAUCCUGACUCUCCCUCCUCCUCACCCGUUCCCAAGCACCGCACACCCCCAGAAGAGUCUUCCUUGCCUGCCGCUGCUGCCUUACCUCCAGCCAGCCCCUCAAGUGAGGCACCCUCCUUGCCUGAUCUGGACAGUGCCGUGGGAGAAAAGAGAGCCUCCCCACCAACGUUCCCGCUGCUUCCACAGUCUGCCCAUCCCACGGACCUUAACUGCUCCAAGGCUGAGCUGGGGUCUUUGAUCUUGCAGCAUGGAAGGCGGCAGAACGGGUGCCCGGAUUUGGAAGAUGCGCCCCUGGCAGCCUCUCUGGGCCAGGAAGAUGGGGUCGCAAAGCCCUCCCAAAACAUUGCAGUCCAGACUGACUUCAGGACGGCUGACUUAGAAGCGAGCACUGAUCUGGACACAGAAAAGAACUUGGACAAGAUGAUGUCUGAGAGAGCUUCGUUGAAGGAGCGUUACCAAGAGGUCCUGGACAAGCAGAGACAGGUGGAGAACCAGCUGCAGGUGCAGCUCCAGCACCUGCAGCAGCGCAGGGAAGAGGAGAUGAAGAAUCACCAGGAGAUCUUGAAGGCCAUUCAGGAUGUGACCGUUAAGCGGAAAGAAACUAGGAAGAAGAUGGAAAAGGAAAAGAAAGAGUUUUUGCAAAAGGAGCAGGACUUGAAGGCAGAAAUUGAGAAACUCUGUGAGAAAGGCCGGAGGCUGUUGAAGGAGCAAGAAGAGAAGGAGAGCAAGAUCGUUUCGCUGAUUGCCGAGCAAGCAGAGGAGAAGGAAGCAUGGGAGCUGGAGUUGGGGAAGCUGAAGAGCCAGCAUAGUGAGAUCAACCGGUCAAUCCUGGAGGAGACAGAGCGGGCCUGGAAAGCCGAGAUCCUGUCUCUGGAGAGCCGGAAGGAGCUGCUGGUGCUGAAGCUGGAAGAGGCUGAAAAAGAAGCGGAGCUGCACCUCACCUACCUCAAGUCAGCACCACCUACGCUGGAGACCAUCCGGCCGAAGCAGGAGUGGGAGACGAGGCUGAACAAAAUACGGAUGACCAAGGAGAACGUCCGUGACAAGUUCAAUGACCACAUCCAGCUGGUGCGGAACGGGGCCAAGUUGAGCAGCCUCCCACAGAUUCCCACGCCCCCUCUGCCCCCGCCCCCGUUGGAGACAGACUUCUUGCUGCCUCCCUUCCAGGCCAACUCCUCUCUCGCCCCACAGCUGCCCUUCCCCAUCGGGUCAGUUCCCAUGCCUCCCAUGGUCAUGCCCAGUGCAGACCCACGGGUGCUCUCAUUCCCCCUCCUGAACCCCAGUCUCAUCGCCCGGCCUGGCCAGCCUUCACCCUCCUUGCCCGCAGCACAGGAGCAGAGCAGCCCCGGGCUCUCUUCUCUGGUUGGCUCCCACGGGGCGCCGGGGGCCGCACUGCCUCCCCCUCCAGGCCUGGGUGGAGUCAAGGCCCCAUCUGAAUUCCAUAGACCCCCCCCUGUGGACAAGCUGGAGAAGAUCCUGGAAAAGUUGAUGACGCGCUUUCCUUGCUGUAAUAAGGCCCAGUUGACCAAUGUCCUCCAGCAGAUCAAAGCAGCUCGAAGGACCUUGGCGGGACUCACCAUGGAAGAGUUGAGCCAGCUUGUGGCAGCCAAGCUGGCAGAGCAACAGGAACGGGUGGCAGCUGUUGGCACCCAGCCCCAUAGCCGGAUGUGCUCCCCCUUGUUCCCGGGUCCGUUGCCUCAAAUCAGCAACCCUAUGUUCUUGCCACCCGCACAGGUCUCCUAUCCUGGGACGCCACCUCAGGCACCCGUGACCUGCAAACUGUGUCUGAUGUGCCAGAAGCUGGUCCCACCCAGUGACCUCCACCCCAUGGCCUGUUCACACGUGCUGCACAAGGAGUGCAUCAAGUUCUGGGCUCAGACCAACGCAAAUGAUGCCUGUCCCUUCUGCCCCACCCUGAAAUGACCCCAGCCCAGGAGGGCAGCCCCACUCCUCACUGCGCAGUGGGGGAGGAUUCCGACGUGACGUGAGACACCCUAGCGUUUCUACGGCUCUGUAUUUAUAUGGCGAUGUAUACACAUGUACAUUUUUAUUCUAUAGGGAAUGUGUGUAUAGAAAGUCCACAUACAUACCAGUUCAUAAUAAAAUGUGUAUAUUAUGCAGAAA